AUGAUGUUAAAAUUCGUGAUUCUUCUUGUUAUCGGAUUCUUCCGAAUCUUUCAUGCUCAUAAUCAUCUAGCUAAAGAUGAUACUGUUUUCUCAAGAGCACAAGCAAUCGAUGCAAAUGCAAUCAUAGAUAGAAGUGCGACUACCGCCCAAAGUUCUCCAACGGUAUUAUUCACCGAACUAUCAAGUGAAGAGUCAGUUACGUCAACAGACACAACCGAUAACGUCGACAUAACGGACCGUCCUUUUCCUCCGAUGUUUGAAUGUGAUUUUACUACUCCAUGUUUUGCAGAAAAUCAACUCGAUCGAACUGAUGGCAGUCAAUUCAAUCUUGGUCCGAUUUCCGAUACCUCACUACCGCCAGUAGCACCGACUUCUGAUGUUUCGUCUAUUACUAAUCCAACAAAUGACAGUCUGCCAUGUCAGUUACCCUAUCGACCUCAAUUAGAAAAUGGUACCGAUUUCGCUAACUGGAGCAUGUGGUUUUGCUAUAAUAAUGAAUGUCCAACAUCAAAUGAAACUCAAGGAACAUGCGUUUCAGGUUUAUAUGGACUCGUUUCGCUUAAUUCAUCUGAGUCAUCGAGGACAAUCUUUGAUUCUAUUAAUUCGACUGAUUCGAAUGCGAUUGCAGAAGAUUUUUCUGAAGUGCAAUGCCUCCGAUUUAAUUAUUAUUUUACUGUCUACGAUGGAGAAGAUUGGGGCCAAGAGAUUCAAGUGUGGAUAAGACCCAAUCAUGAAAUUAAUAAUCAAUAUUCAAUUGAAAACUUUACUGUGGCUGAUAUGAAUGAAAAUAAAUGGCAAAAUGGAGAAGUGACAUUCACCUCAGUAUCUUCUAAUUACACAUUAGCGUUUUCUUUUUUGGUCACUAAAGAAAACCAAGGAAAUGAGUCUGAAACCAAUAGAACAAUUUAUUUUGCAUUAGACAACAUAGAAUUAUAUGCCUUCAAUUGUUCAGAUCCGAAUAAUCAAGGCACUACUUCUACAAUACAACCAACGGCUGCUGCAACUGAGGCGCCCUCGCCGAACAAGUCUAGGGUAGGUUUAAUUCUUGGCCUGAUAUUUGGUUUAGGGUUGCCAACCAUAGCACUUAUCGGUGGCGUCGUUUAUUGGAAACGCAAGAGUCAAGAUCGUUCUGGAAAGUAUGAUAUUUCAUUUACGGCUGGCUCUCAGAACGAAGUUAGUCAUGUAUCGAGGAAUUGA
This is a messenger RNA of Rotaria socialis, 1197 nucleotides long. NCBI's taxonomy places the organism in Eukaryota, Metazoa, Rotifera, Eurotatoria, Philodinida, Philodinidae. The record is from the annotation of a GenBank genome assembly.